Molecule: messenger RNA, 649 nt
Organism: Monomorium pharaonis (pharaoh ant)
Lineage: Eukaryota; Metazoa; Arthropoda; Insecta; Hymenoptera; Formicidae
Product: keratin-associated protein 19-2
Exons: 3
Coding region: 110-475 (121 amino acids)
Source: RefSeq, a predicted model, not a curated record
CGACAGUGCGUGCGGAUUCGCCUGUGUGCACGUGUUGGUGCCCCACGUCGUGAAAACGCGCGCCCGCGGCUCGCGGUCCCGGCGUAUAUAAGGUCCCGCUGCACUCGAAAUGGAAUCAGUCUUCGAUAUGUUGCGCCCAUUGCAUUUCGUAUUCCUCCUCGCGGCGUUCGCCUUCGUCGUCGCCGUAGAGAACGGCGAAGCUCCGGCAAAUGUGCAGAACGAGAUCGAACCGCAACCGGAUGCAAAUGCCAACAACGAUCUAGAAGCGGACGCCACGUACUGGGGAUAUUACGGACGACCAUAUAGAUACUAUGGUGGCUGGGGAGGAUAUGGCAGAGGAUACAGCGGUUGGGGAGGACUCAGCGGUUGGGGAGGAUUGGGCGGCUGGAGAGGAGGAUAUUGGGGCGGACGAGGAUAUGGUGGCUGGGGUGGACGAGGCUAUGGUGGUGGUUGGGGCUGGGGAUAUUGGGGUUGAUGUGAACUUCGUGUACCACCCGCGUGAUACUUUAUCGCUAUCAACAUAGCCUUCGGGCUCUUCGUAUGAAUUCUUUUUUCUAAGAUACGCGAAGCUUUUUGACAGCUUCAUUAGCUUUGUAAGUCUUCAUUGAAAUCUCCAUUGUACAAGAAUAAAGAAGAUAUGUGAAAGAAA